Molecule: messenger RNA, 1571 nt
Organism: Hermetia illucens (black soldier fly)
Lineage: Eukaryota; Metazoa; Arthropoda; Insecta; Diptera; Stratiomyidae
Product: aladin
Exons: 6
Coding region: 89-1513 (474 amino acids)
Biological process (GO): nucleocytoplasmic transport
Cellular component (GO): nuclear pore
Molecular function (GO): protein binding
Source: RefSeq, a predicted model, not a curated record
CAGCAUUCACAUUGUGAAUUGAUGCGGUGCAUAGCUGUCAGAAAUUGGUGUCAACUGUAAAGAAUCGAAUUUGAAUUGGCGCCGGAAAAUGGAGUCUCCGCGAGGUUGUACUGACUUUCCUACUCCUGAAAGUCCAAUAGUUACUGAAAAUGGAAGGCUUUGCUCUGUCCCAGUGCGGGAAGUCACGGGAAAUGCCUAUAUACUGGAGUUCUACCCGGAAAUUAACAUUAGUCGCGAAAUGUUUCAUGGUUCAUCGUUGAAAUCUAUGGAUGACAGGCGAAGUCUCAUGAUUCCUGUGAAUGAGCCUCUUAUCAAGCGCAUUACUCGAACUUUUUUCGAAGAAGGAUUAAUGGAAGCACUCGAAGAGGCAGCUUCCCCCCAAAGCUCCAGUAUAAGCCCAGUCACCAGCUCGGUAGCAAAAUACGCCUUGCGUUUGCUUGUACUUUUAAGAAAACUAAGGAGGACCGUUCACCCACACUUGAGGGAAGAGGGAAUCGAAUCUAUUGCUAAAUAUUCGGAAACAAGGGAUUGGCAGAAAAGUUACAUCCGAUGCAUUAGAUGGCAUCCCAACUGCUUCAAAAUAGCCGUCGCUUCCUGUGAUGACAGCAUAAGAGUAUACACUGAUGAGCCGACAGUUGUGCCUAUUUUGAAGAGUGGAACUCAGAAAUGCAUAACAUCGAUGGCCUGGCGCCCCUACAGCGCCGCCGAGCUAGCGGUAGGCUGUCAAGUUGGAGUUCUGCUGUGGUCAAUGGAUCCAAAUUUACAUAUAACUCGACCACUUUCUCAAGCGAAUCUUCUGAAACAUCCGAACUUCAAUCCAGUGACAAGUGUGGAAUGGAGCCCGGAUGGUUGCCUUCUAGCAACAUCGAGCAUCAACGACACAGACAUUUUAAUUUGGGAUGUAGAUCGGUGCAGGAAUGUUCCCCUGAAAAGAGUGGGACUACCAUGCUCAUUUCUGAAAUGGUCGCCCGAUGGUGUCCGCAUGUUCUCAUCAACAGUUGGAAACGUUUUUCGCGUUUGGGCAACGGAUAAAUGGGUUCCGGAACGGUGGACCAUAGCAAAAGGCUCAAUACAGUCGGCGGCUUGGUCCCCUUGCGGCUCUUUCCUGCUUUUCGUGACAACGGAGGAACCGAUCUUGUAUCGACUGCAAUUUGUUGAAGAGCAAAUAUUCACAUCUUCUAGUCUUUCAAAGCAGGCGCUGCCAAUUGCCGAUUUGUCGAAAAUAGAAGUUGGCGUACGAACAGUGGGUGGCAUGCCGCAAUCAAUCGCGUGGGAUCCGAAUGGCCAGUAUUUGGCAAUAAUAUUCAAGGAUAGUCCCAAUGUCGUUGUUUUCGCAACAUCUAUCCACAAACAUCAAUUCAGCAUUUCGCCUUCAUGUUUCAUAACGGGCAUUGGAGUGGAGUUCCCUUCUUAUAUAUGCUUCCAGAGCAAAAAUCGGAAGAAUUCAGAUAGUGUCCUAACAAUCGGCUGGUCAAGUGGACGUGCUCAAUAUUUUCCGUUUGCUAAUAUGUGAACACAAUAUUUCAUGAUUUUAUAUUGUUAUAUGAACGUAAUAAAUAAUUUAUAUUUUC